This is a messenger RNA of Spodoptera litura, 1597 nucleotides long. It is a transcript of the gene Nup54, whose product is annotated as nuclear pore complex protein Nup54. Gene Ontology annotation, molecular function: structural constituent of nuclear pore. NCBI's taxonomy places the organism in Eukaryota, Metazoa, Arthropoda, Insecta, Lepidoptera, Noctuidae. The record is from RefSeq and is a predicted model, not a curated record. Gene Ontology annotation, biological process: protein localization to nuclear inner membrane; NLS-bearing protein import into nucleus; nuclear pore organization. Gene Ontology annotation, cellular component: nuclear pore; nuclear pore central transport channel.
AUGCAACAAAAAGCCAAUACUGUGUGUAAUGUAAAAUGUUUGCAUUUCCAGCAGCAACAAGCGCAACAGCAGCAACAACAGCAGCAGGCGCAGGGUCCCACGUCCGCCCACGAGGCGCUCGUGGCCGCCGUCUUCAACUGCUGUGUGUUCGGAGACGAGAGGGACCAAGUGCUGGCCAAGUGGAACCUCAUACAGGCUCAGUGGGGCACUGGUCAAGCCUACUACAGUCGUAACGCGCCUCCUUUAGAGUUGAACGAACAGAAUCCGCUAUGCAGGUUCAAGGCAGUAGGAUACUCCCGCCUCGGCGGCCGCGAGGACAAGGACGGUCACGUCGCCAUGCUGUUCAACAAACCUGAACAGGAGAUCAAAAAUAAUCAGCAGGCCCUGACUACAUCUCUGCAAGGUUUAAUGGGAAACAAACCUAAUUUAGCCGUCACUAUAGAAUGUGUUAAAGCUGUUUCUGAUAGCAAAACUCAGGUUGUUAUAUACGUAGUGGACAAAGGAGCAGGCAACACGCAUAUAUCUGCGUCGGAGCUAAGUAACUUUUUGAACGCGGGUGCGGCUCGCAACGCAUUGAACGGCGCAGGUUGUACUACCGUGUCGCCUGUCACUGCGCCCUCGCCGCAAAUGUUGGCGCAGUACUUACAAACUGCACCACCUGGAAUGGACAUGCGACUCUGGAAGCAAGCGCAGGCUGACAAUCCGGACCCGGAAAACUACAUUCCUGUGCCCAUUAUAGGGUUUUCUGAGAUAAAGUUCCGCAGUGGCUGCCAGUCGGAGCAGGCCAAGCUGCAGGCGCAGUGGUUGCAGCGCGCGGCCGCCGACCUCGCCGAGCUGCGCACGCGCCGCGCCGCCGCCACGGCCCGCCUGGCGCAGCUCGCCGCCAGGCUGCAUGCUCGCCGACAUACGUUGCUGCAGGUGGUAGCCCGGCGCGAGGUGGUGGGUCGCGUGGGCGCGGCGCUGUCCCCCGAGGAGGAGGCGGCGCGCGCCCGCCUGCACGAGCUUACGUCACAACUUGCUGCACCACCGCUAUACAAUGGUCGCCUGAACGAACUACUAUGUGCAGUACGACUGCAACGCAGCGCAAGCGCAGGGGCGUCGCAUGAGCGGUACCAUUUGGAUCCUGGUGCACAAGAAGACGUGAAGCAGUUCCUGUCUCUACAGCAGAAGGGAAUGGCUCAUCUAUUGGACACCGCCCGUAAGGACCUUGCGGCGCUCGGGACCAUUGCUGAAGGCAUGUCGCGACUUGUCCGAGCUUAAAUAUGUAAAUAUCCUGACAUUUUUUUAUAUGUAUAUCCGUCAAUAAUAGACACCGGCACAUCAAGCUAUCCUUACCUAUCUAAUGGAGUUUGAACUUUAUUAUAAAAGUUUAGGCAGAAAAUCUAUUAAAAUUCCAAUAAAUCAAUAAUGAAGGUCAAGAUAUCCUUACCGGUGUAAUGGAGUUUAAGUUUUAUUGCGAAAGCUUAAGGUUGGAAAUCUUUAAAAAGUUCGAGUGGUUGGAGGUUGAUUUGCUGGUACCACUCAAUAGGGAUGAUGACAGGGUAUGAAAAUUAAAAAUCUAUUUAGUCCGUCAGUUAGGUAAUGAAAAAAUAUUAGA